This is a messenger RNA of Stylonychia lemnae, 1935 nucleotides long. The record is from the annotation of a GenBank genome assembly. NCBI's taxonomy places the organism in Eukaryota, Ciliophora, Spirotrichea, Sporadotrichida, Oxytrichidae.
AUGAAUAACUAGUUGUGCUAUUUCAUGCUAAUAAAAGGUAAUGACCAAUCAUUGUUAUUUGCUAAACAAUAUUAUAGCUCAGAUUGUUAAGAUUCAUUGCUCAACAAUUUCAUGAAAGCCCAAUUUUAGUUGAAAAAUGACUCGAGAAUGAGAGUUAAUAGUAAUUCUCUUAAAUUUGGUCUCUACAACUCCAUUGAAAACCAAAGAAUAGCAAAAAAAUACUAGGCAUUAUACGAUGAUAAAAUAAUAUUCUAUAGAGAGGGAAUGACGAUUGAUUAUGAAUAUGACCAAUAUGAAUAAAAUCAGGAUGAUAAAGUUAUUUAUUAGGAUGUCUUUGAUUGGAUUAUCAAGCGUUCAACUAAUCAUAUAGAAAUUCUAUAUAACUGUGAUGAGAUUAGACCAUAUAUGUUUUACGAGCUUUAGAUGCUACCUGAAGAGGUUCUAAUUAUAUAUUAUCGGGGAAGUAAUCAAUCAAGUUCUCAUUACAUGAGAUAGGAAACCUCUAAAAAUAACUUUGAAUAAAUUUCAAUGCUUAUAUCUGAGCUUGAUAACAGAAAAUACUUUGUUGAGCUAAAUGAGUGGACACAAAGUUGCGACUUAAUAAUUGCAAAUAAUUCAUAAUUUCACUAGUAUGACUUGAAAGAACCCUUAGUAAUGAUGAUGAAUUUUAUGGUGUAAAAUGUUAGUUUAACUUAGAAAUUUGAUGAAUCCUACUUGGUAGAUUGGGUUAAAAUGAAGUCAAAUAAUGGGAUGAUAGAUUACAACCCUUCUUAUCCAUAUGAAUUAUUAGGAGCUUCAAUGCCAUCAAUUAUCUUGAUAGCCGAUAAAUAGCAUUUAAUUUAAUCAUUGGUUUAUCAAAGUUUCAAGAAUUUAAGGGAGAUGCUGACUGAUUAGAUAUUUGUAUUUUUAGAUAGGUAGAUACUAGGAAGAGAUAAUUUUCUAAUAGAUACUUUGUUGAUAAAAAAUUAUAGAUAAGAUUUGAAUGAACUGGGCAUGUAUGUAAUUAUACCCUACAGAGAAAGUUUCAAAAGAUAUAGAUUAAUGCAAAACAUUGAUUUAUCAUUGGAUACAAAUACUACAAUAAUUAAAGAUUUAUUGAUAAAUUUCUUCAAAUACAAUGCAAGUGAAAAUUUUGAAGAAGUAUUAAAGAAUGAAGAUGAUUUAUAGUUUUCCUAUAUCUAAGAGAGCUUAAGCAGUCUUAGAAAUGUGAAUGGAAGCUAUAUAAGAUAGAUAUACGAAUAAUUCGGAGAAUUAGAAAAGUUUGUGCAAAAUGAGUAUAUUAUCUUAUUUACUUAGGACAAUUGCUAGUACUGUGAUGAACUAAUGAAAAUCGUAGAAGUUGUUGCUUAGCAAUUAAAGCUUUAGAAUAGCAUGAUAUAGUUUUUAAAAGUAAAUGUGGAUAACAAUGAACUGCCCUUCAUUAAUAGUUUUUCCUAUCUACCAGCUUUAAAGCAAGUAUAAUAUGAAAAGAUAGAUACUUAAAAUUCUAAAAAUAAGACUUAAUAUAAAUUGAAGGAGAACAGUUUAAGUGAAUUAAAAUCAUACUCAGAAAUUAUCGAUGCAAUUCAAGAAAACUCUAAAAUUAUCAAUAUAAAUAAAAAUGAUAGAGACUAGGGAUCACUAAUAUGCUAUGACUCAGAGGAAAAUAGAAUUAAUGAUGUUGAAUCAUCAGGUUAAAAAAAUGAAGAUUAAUCUAGUCUUGAAUAGAAAGAUAAUAAUCUUAGUAUUGUAGAGGAUUAGAAUCCUUAUAAAAGCAAUUUAGUCCACGAUUUUGAUAAUAUUCUUGAUUCCAGAAACCAUAUAUAGGAUAAUAAUGAAGACUAUUAAGAUUUAUAAAAGUAGAAACAAGAUAAUGAUGAUUAUGAUAGCUCAGACUUCGAAUAAGCUAAAGUUAUUAAUGGUGAAUAAUAAAAGGUAUCUUAAGAAGAUUUAUGA